CCCGAUCGGCGGCUGCGGCGGCGGCCAAGCCCGGGAGGCGGAGGCGGGACGCGGGAAGCAGUGGCGGCGGUGCGCGGAGACGUAGCAGCGGCAGCAUGUCGGCCGGUGGAGCGGCAGUCCCGCCGCCCCCGAACCCCGCCGUGUCCUUCCCGGCGCCCCGGGUCACCCUGCCCGCUGGCCCGGACAUCCUGCGGACCUACUCUGGAGCUUUCGUCUGCCUGGAGAUUGUACUCGGGGGCCUGGUCUGGAUUUUGGUGGCUUCCUCCAAUGUUCCACUACCUCUGCUACAAGGAUGGGUCAUGUUUGUGUCUGUCACAGCUUUCUUCUUUUCCCUUCUCUUCCUGGGCUUGUUUCUCUCGGGUAUGGUGACUCAGAUUAAUGCCAACUGGAACUUCCUGGAUUUUGCCUACCAUUUUGUAGUGUUUGUCUUCUACUUUGGAGCCUUUUUAUUGGAAGCGGCAGCCACCUCCCUGCAUGACCUGCAAUGCAAUACAACCCUGACCGUGCAGCCCCUGCUGAACAAUAACCAGUACAACAUCAACGUGGCAGCCACAGUAAGUGCUCCCUUAGGAAAUCACUGUCCUUCAUGGUCAAGCAUCCAAGAGACUCCUCAGACAGCAGUGGUCUUUUUUUUUUUCUUUUAUAAGAUUUAUUUAUUAUGUAUACAAUGUCCUGCCUGCAUAUGUGCCUGCCUGCCAGGAGAGGGCACCAGAUCUCCUUAUAGAUGGUUAUGAGCCACUAUGUGGCUG
This is a messenger RNA of Acomys russatus (golden spiny mouse), 749 nucleotides long. It is a transcript of the gene Mal2, whose product is annotated as mal, T cell differentiation protein 2. Bases 96 to 734 code for a protein of 212 amino acids. Gene Ontology annotation, molecular function: structural constituent of myelin sheath. Lineage: Eukaryota; Metazoa; Chordata; Mammalia; Rodentia; Muridae. Gene Ontology annotation, biological process: myelination. The transcript has 3 exons. The record is from RefSeq and is a predicted model, not a curated record. Gene Ontology annotation, cellular component: membrane.